Molecule: messenger RNA, 4329 nt
Organism: Caenorhabditis briggsae
Lineage: Eukaryota; Metazoa; Nematoda; Chromadorea; Rhabditida; Rhabditidae
Exons: 14
Coding region: 1-4329 (1442 amino acids)
Biological process (GO): cell-matrix adhesion
Source: RefSeq, a predicted model, not a curated record
AUGACCUCAUCAGUUCGGCUCGCCUUUCUGGUGACGCUGUUGCUUCUGCUACCGUUGGAGGCUCAAAUCCAACAGGCAAAUUCUGCAAAUAUCAAUCAAAAUAUUGGACAACAAGAUGCUGGAACUCUUUUUACUGGAACUGGAACAAAUCUUUACUAUGGAGUAAAUCUCGUUCCAUUCGGACCAGACGCCGGAGAUCAAGAAGUGAAUCCUGGAUUGCUGACAGCUGGACAGACAAUUGACCUUCAUAUGUAUUUCCCGUUCUAUGGAGGAUUGUACAAUUAUUCUACACUCUCCGUGAAUGGAUACAUUGGAUUUGCUACAGUUCUUGAUCAAGGGCCAACUCUCAAUGUGGGUCCAGAUAUGACUGAUUGGCCAAGACACGAAGACCCAGCUAUGAUUGCUCCGUAUCUUUGCAAGCAACAGGUUCCUCAAAGUUUGAAUCCAGGAAUGCGCUCUGGAGUCUACUACCGUUUAGUUAUGCGUCAAUCCCUUUUCGGUCGUCAAUCUGGAAGUAACAUGAAUAUGGGUCAAGCCACGUAUCAAUCUUCAUUCUUCGGACAAUCUGCUUCGCAAGCUUGUCCAGGAACCCCUGAUUCCUACGUCAGAUGUGACACUCAAGCAGACUAUUUCCUUGAAGAUAUGCAGCGAUGGUUGAUUGAAGGAGUUGCUGGAGCAGCUGCGUUCCGUGCUGAUGCUGCUCUUGUUGUCACUUGGUACAAUACCGCGUCAGCUAUUUCCGGAAGAUCUGAUAUCGAUUCCGGACAAUUGGCCACUUAUCAAGCUAUCUGGUUGACGGAUAGAAGGGGUGUACUUGAUGAGUCUAAAAGUAAAAAAAACCAUAUUUUUUGGAAUUUCCAGACCGCCCGUCUCUCCUACGUAAUUCUAAAUUACGAUCGUCUUGGAUUCGAUGCCGCCGAUUUCCGUCAGAACUCGCGUUCGGGAAGAUGUCAGGCUCUAUUCAAUGGUGGAAAUCACACCGGACUUGUACCAGUUGAUCCAACUCAGGAUUUCAAAAAUACUCCAAAAGUGCUCGCUCAAAGAUCUGGAGUUCCUCAAAUGGUUCGAGGAAGAUACAUGUUCAGAGUGGACGAUGUUGUGAGACCAGCUGGAUGCUCGAACAAAACUGGAGGAACUUACCCAAUGUUGAUUUACCCAAACAUCGUUAACAUGCUCGGAGAAAUGACUGUUGAUGUGAACGCCAUCUGUCUUGAUAAGGCUCAAACCUAUAUUCUUAUGAUAGAACAACGACAAACUGCCACGUGUACUGUUCUGACAUCAGCCAUCGCUCGAUGCAAUCUACCAAAGAUUUACGAUUGGGGAACGAAAACUGUGUACUUCCAACCACAAUCUGGAGGAGCCAAUGAUGAAAAAGCAUUCGUUGGAUAUAUUUAUUUUGUGCCUCCGACACUGGAUCCAAUGAGAUUAGAUAUUGGAAAUGUUUAUGAUUGGUUUAAGAAUCCACUUCCAUAUCAAACAAUGCCUCUGGUUUGGUAUCCGAGAAAUUUCACGAAUCCAGAUGUGAGUCUCCAUAUGGAUCAAGUCAGGAUGAAUGAUGAUUCAUUGUACAGUGUGCAACUUGGGUUGUACGUGAUUGCAUACAGAGAGCACAAGGAUGACACCAUCAAAAAAUUCCGUCCCGAGCAUCGUGUGAUCUGUAGAUUGGCCACAUAUUCCAACCGUAAUACUUAUGAAUAUCGCUGGAAACCACAGGAAGAAAGAAUCAAUUUGUUCCAAGUCGAACAAUGGUACAUGACUGAUUGGGAACGACAAAAUGAAUUGUAUCAGUACCGAUUCGGAUACUUGAAGUUAGCUCCAUUGAAACCAAAUCAAGAACAAAAUCCUCAAUUGCUACUUUCUGGACUUGUCUCAUCUCCGAUUUCUCUUCAUUUCCUCUGGACCUCCAACAACCCACAAUUCUCCACCACAACGUAUUCUGCAAACGACGAAGCUGCUCGUACUGAAUAUGUCAAGAAGAAGUCUUUGGAAAUGUGCCACGAUUGGUACGAUGAGGAUGGUGCUCAAUGGAAUUUCAUCAGAGACAUUGAAACCAAUUCAUCCUGUCCGUGUAUUGAAAGACAAGCAAUUGCUGAUAUUGGAAGAUUCAUGCCACAUCCAAGAUGUUCUCAGGCAUUCCGUGAUAUCACUUGUACCACUUCUAUCGGGUCCAGAAAUUGUUAUAUGAGCUCUCAAAAUGUCAUGACCACUUUUGCCGGUGAUGGAAGAUCAUAUACUUCUGAAAACACUGCUCGUUUCCCAACUCAUUAUGGACAAGUGUGCUGUUAUGAUGAUUCAGGACAUUUGAUGCAGACAUCGUAUCAACCUGUCAUCAAAGUUACUCCAGACGUACCUUAUAAUCCUGGUUUCCCAAUGAGAGCUUACGAAUUUGGAACGGCGCCGUAUAUGGGUCAAUAUGAAGUUCCAGGGCUUUCAGCCUUCCACAAUGACUACAUGCCUUACUUCCUUUGUUGUAAAUUUGCCGACUUCCGAUGUCAAAUGUUCUAUUGGAGACGUCCGUCAUCUGGAUGUCAAGAGUAUCAGCCACCUGCAUGGGGAGAAGUUAUGGGAGCUGGAACAUUCAAUACUAUCGACAACGAUAAAUUCAUUUUCAAUGAACCAGGAGUUUACAACGGUAUCUAUAUUCCCAAAACAGUUGCAACUCCAGAAGUGAAAAUACAGAUUCGAAUGGAGAGAUAUCCAAACAGAAGAGUAGAUUUCAGUCUUCUCGGUCGAUACAUGGCUCAACAAGAUCUAGUUCAACCUACAAAUGCAACAGUUGUGACUGGUGUUGUUUUGGAAGCAACUGGAACUGAUCGUGUUCAUGUUCUUGCUAGAAAAGAUACGAGGCGAUUCAGAUACAGAACAUCUAUCAUUGUUGGAAACAUUCUCAGAUAUUUCGACACUAUGAGAAUCCAGAGGUUCAAAGGAGUCAUGGUCUAUGUGAACAAUGUUGAACGUGGUCAGCCAGAAAUCUAUGUGGUUCUUGAAGAAGCACAAAUUGGAAUCCGUGUCCGUGAAUCCUAUGCCAUCGAUAUUGAUCGUUUGUCUGAAUACCAAGAGUCUAUGGGAAUGCUGAAUGUUGCUGUUUCUGUGGCUCCUCAAUAUGGCGUCCGUCCAGAUGGAGACAAAACGAGAGAACAAGAAUUGAGACAACGAUACAAUCUUCCACGUGUCAGUGGAGUCUUCCGUCCAUUCCCUGAUCAAGCAUCUAACAGUUACAUGAAUACGUUGACUUUGCAAGAUGUCAACUCGGAACAAUACAGACAACAAAUUAUCCAAAUGUACCGAGUUCAAGGAUCAGGAGAGCAAGGAUCCGAUCAGAAUAUCAAUAAUCAAGGAAACAACUACGGAAUGCCAACUGAGAACAUGUUCACAACUUCCAGAGAUGAGGAUAAAAAGUUCGAAGUGUUCCCUGAAGCUCAAAUGAAGAGCGGACCAAUUUACAAAACAUCACCGAAAUAUGAAACGGGGGCCUAUCGUUUCUAUCCGGUCACUGGACAAGUUAUGAAUCAAAGACUUCAGACAUGCAGAGAUAUGCAACAAUCCAAUACAAUCAACCUUCAACCUCUGCAGUCACAAUUGACAGCGGACUAUGGUCACACUCAAUGUCCUGAUAAUCCAGCAGCCGUCAUCCAAGAUUGUGGUGACUCUGUUCCAUGUCUCUACGAUUAUUCCAUGUUCAACGCCAAGAUUCUUGGACUUAAUGUCAAAAAUGAAUGGAACACUUUCACUUCUGAUCGAUUCGAUGCCUCUAGACAAUAUAACAGCUGUGGAGUGAUCAACAUUGAAUAUCCAGAAUAUCUCAUGAAGACGUCGUCACUUUCCUCCGCUUACAUGCAAGGAGAUGUUGCUCGUUUCGAGUGCUUCCAAUCGCAUUGGAUUAAGGGAGUUCAUGAGUACAAAUGUGGAAUUGUAGUGGACAGAAAUCGUCCGAACCUGAACGAGUACAGAUUCGAGUGGAACAAGGGAGAACAACCGUGGUGCAGACCCAGAGAAAUGGAGAAUUUCUUGAUCUGGCUUUCGAUUAUUGCCGGAAUUCUCGGAGUCAUCGUCUUUGUUAUCCUGAUCUUCUUGUGCUGCUGGAUUGUAAAACAAAAGAAGUUGAAUGAAGCGAAUGAGAAUAGGAGACAGAAUGGAAUGGAUAUGGCAAGCAGAAGUUCAAUGACAGGAAGUCGAGGAGGCAAGAAGUAUCCGAUUAACGAAUCAGAACCAUUGAAUGAGAAACGAUUCGAUGCGGAUACAUAUAGAGAUGAUGACUUCUAUCCACCAGCGAGAGAAGGACAAUACGCCCGUGCGGAGGAUCUACAUGGGUUGAAGACUUCUGUAUAA